AAGUUCCCGGGGAGAGCUCGCCCCCGGAGGGCCGUCGUCGAGGCUGCUCGAGGGGAGGGUCGCAGCGACUGCAUCCAGGCGCUCCGGGAUGGCGCUCCGCGGCCCCCCGCGGCCGCGCAAAGUUCGCAGGAGACGAGAGAUGCUGUGGCAGCAAGUUGGCUUCGUGUGCGCGAUUUUGGCGCUGGUGUGCUGUGCGUCUGGCCUCUUUGGCAGCUGGGGGCACAAAACAGCUUCUGCCAGCAAACAUGUUUUACCAGACACAUGGAGGAGUAGAAGGCUGAUGGCACCAGUGAAUGGGACUCAGAUAGCUAAGAACUGCACAGAUCCGGCGAUUCAUGAGUUCCCCGCAGACCUGUUCUCCAAUAAUGAGCGACAGCAUGGAGCCGUCCUGCUGCAUAUCCUUGGUGCUCUGUACAUGUUCCACGCCUUGGCCAUAGUGUGCGAUGACUUCUUUGUUCCGUCUCUAGAGAAGAUCUGCGAGAAACUCCAUCUGAGCGAAGAUGUGGCCGGAGCCACCUUCAUGGCUGCAGGAAGCUCGACGCCAGAGCUGUUUGCCUCUGUAAUUGGUGUGUUCAUCACUCACGGAGAUGUCGGGGUUGGGACCAUCGUGGGCUCUGCUGUGUUCAACAUCCUGUGUAUAAUCGGAGUUUGUGGAUUAUCCGCAGGGCAGGUGAUCCGUCUGACGUGGUGGGCCGUGUGCCGAGACUCUGUGUACUACACCCUCUCUGUCGUCGUGCUCAUUGCUUUCAUAUAUGAUGAAGAAAUUGUGUGGUGGGAAGGCCUGGUGCUCAUCAUCUUGUACGUGUUUUACAUUCUGAUCAUGAAGUACAAUGUGAAGCUGCAGGCCUUUUUCACAGUCAAACAAAAGACCAUUGCAAAUGGCAACACGGUCAACAGUGAGCUGGAGGAUGUGAAGGAGGAGCCGCAGUACAGCAAAAACCCGGUGGUGAUGGUCGAUGAGGUCAUGAGCUCCAGCCCUCCCAAGUUCAGCUUCCCAGAAGCAGGCUUACGCAUAAUGAUCACCAAUAAGUUUGGGCCCAGGACUCGUCUGCGCAUGGCCAGCAGGAUCAUAAUUAAUGAGAGGCAGAGGCUGAUCAACUCGGCAAACGGUGUGAGCAGCAAGCCACUUCAGAGCGGGAGACACGAGAGCACUGAGAACGGGAACGUUCCUGUGGAAACCCCUGCAGAGCUGCAACAGGAGCGGGAGCAGCCGCCGCCACCCCAGGAGCCAGAGCUGGUCGAGGCCGCUUUCCUGUCCCCCUUCUCCAUGCCCGAAGCAAGAGGGGACAAAGCCAAGUGGGUGUUGACCUGGCCACUCAUCUUCCUCCUGUGCGUCACCAUCCCCAACUGCAGCAAGCCCCGCUGGGAGAAGUUCUUCAUGCUCACCUUCAUCCUUGCCACGCUGUGGAUCGCUGUCUUCUCCUACCUGAUGGUGUGGCUGGUGACUAUUAUUGGAUACACCCUUGGAAUCCCCGAUGUCAUCAUGGGCAUUACUUUCCUUGCAGCAGGCACAAGCGUUCCAGACUGCAUGGCCAGCUUAAUUGUGACGAGACAAGGCCUUGGUGACAUGGCGGUCUCUAACACCAUAGGAAGCAACGUGUUUGACAUCCUCGUGGGACUCGGCAUACCGUGGGGGCUGCAGACCAUGGUUAUUAAUUAUGGAUCCACGGUGAAGAUCAACAGCCGGGGUCUGGUCUACUCCGUGGUGUUGCUGCUGGGCUCCGUUGCUCUCACCGUCCUCGGCAUCCAUCUGAACAAAUGGAGGCUGGACCGGAAGCUGGGGAUCUACGUGCUGGUUCUCUACGCCAUCUUCUUGUGCUUCUCCAUAAUGAUAGAGUUUAACGUCUUUACCUUUGUCAACUUGCCGAUGUGCCGAGAAGACGAUUAAAACGGAGCCACUGCCCCCCGCCCGGGAGCUCUUCUGGACACUCCGGCGCUGGCGUCCUCCUCCUCCCCCCCUCCCCCACCACGAGUCUCUCCUGCAUCGGCAGCCACCGCCUGUUCUUUCAUGCACGGGAAGGAAGAGCCAUUGUGGUCUUUGUGUGGUCACGGGCCAGGCUGCUGGGCCUCCUCCGCCGGGGAGUUCUGCCCCCCAAAAGGCAAGAUUCAGGGGCCGCUGUUUGAGCAGCUUC
Lipotes vexillifer (Yangtze River dolphin) is the source of this 2132-nucleotide messenger RNA. RefSeq names its product solute carrier family 24 member 4 (gene SLC24A4). Gene Ontology annotation, molecular function: calcium, potassium:sodium antiporter activity; calcium channel activity. Gene Ontology annotation, cellular component: plasma membrane. Bases 89 to 1888 code for a protein of 599 amino acids. Gene Ontology annotation, biological process: calcium ion transmembrane transport; sensory perception of smell; intracellular calcium ion homeostasis. The record is from RefSeq and is a predicted model, not a curated record. The transcript is spliced from 18 exons. Lineage: Eukaryota; Metazoa; Chordata; Mammalia; Artiodactyla; Lipotidae.